Phlebotomus papatasi is the source of this 3770-nucleotide messenger RNA. RefSeq names its product alpha-actinin, sarcomeric (gene Actn). Bases 146 to 2893 code for a protein of 915 amino acids. Gene Ontology annotation, molecular function: actin filament binding; calcium ion binding. The record is from RefSeq and is a predicted model, not a curated record. The transcript is spliced from 9 exons. Gene Ontology annotation, biological process: muscle cell development; actin cytoskeleton organization. Lineage: Eukaryota; Metazoa; Arthropoda; Insecta; Diptera; Psychodidae. Gene Ontology annotation, cellular component: cell projection; plasma membrane; cortical actin cytoskeleton.
GCAGCCGUCUCAGUUUUUCGGCUCACCUCGCAGUUUUGAGUUGGCUGCUGCCGGAGCAAUUUAGUUUGUAGCGUGUUUUUUCCAGCCCAGUCGCGAAACUAAAACAACUUGAAUCGACUUCGAGGACGAGGGUGAGCCGAGAAGGAUGGAGAACGGAGUCUACUAUGGGGAUGGAUACAGUGGGGAUGGGUAUAUGGAGCAGGAGGAGGAAUGGGAGCGAGAGGGACUCCUUGAUCCAGCAUGGGAAAAACAACAGAAGAAGACAUUCACGGCCUGGUGCAACAGCCACUUGCGGAAAGCUGGAACUGCCAUUGAGAAUAUCGAAGAUGAUUUCCGCAAUGGACUCAAACUCAUGCUGCUCCUCGAGGUGAUUUCGGGUGAGACACUACCAAAGCCCGAUAGAGGAAAAAUGCGCUUCCACAAGAUUGCCAAUGUGAACAAAGCUCUGGACUUUAUUGCAUCGAAGGGUGUAAAGUUGGUGUCAAUUGGCGCUGAGGAAAUUGUCGAUGGGAAUCUGAAGAUGACUUUGGGAAUGAUCUGGACCAUUAUUCUGCGCUUCGCCAUCCAGGACAUCUCGGUGGAGGAGAUGACAGCCAAGGAGGGUCUCCUGCUGUGGUGCCAGCGCAAGACGGCACCUUACAAGAAUGUCAAUGUCCAGAACUUCCAUCUCUCCUUCAAGGAUGGCUUAGCUUUCUGCGCUCUGAUUCAUCGCCAUAGACCAGAUUUGAUUGACUACAGCAAACUUUCGAAAGACAAUCCCCUGGAGAAUCUCAAUACGGCCUUCGAUGUGGCUGAGAAGUAUCUCGAUAUCCCGAGAAUGUUGGAUCCAGACGAUUUGAUCAAUACACCAAAACCGGAUGAGAGGGCUAUUAUGACAUACGUGUCGUGCUAUUAUCAUGCGUUCCAGGGCGCCCAGCAGGUUGGAAUAACUCACUUUCCUCCAUACAAUCUCAUCCACCAAUCCAACAGACAUCAAGCUGAAACAGCUGCCAAUCGCAUCUGCAAGGUGCUGAAGGUGAAUCAGGAGAAUGAACGUCUCAUGGAAGAGUACGAGAGAUUGGCCAGUGAUUUACUCGAAUGGAUUCGUCGUACGAUGCCAUGGCUCAAUUCUCGUCAGACGGACAAUUCUCUAGCCGGAGUGCAGAAGAAACUGGAGGAGUAUCGGACAUAUCGGCGUAAGCAUAAGCCACCACGUGUGGAGCAGAAGGCAAAGCUCGAGACCAACUUCAAUACGCUGCAGACGAAGCUGCGUCUGUCCAAUCGACCAGCCUAUAUGCCCACUGAGGGCAAGACUGUGUCGGACAUUUCAAAUGCAUGGAAGGGACUGGAGAAGGCUGAGAAGGCCUUUGAGGAGUGGCUAUUGGCGGAGACGAUGCGUUUGGAGCGUCUGGAGCAUCUGGCACAGAAGUUCAAGCACAAGGCGGAUACGCAUGAGGACUGGACACGCGGAAAGGAGGAGAUGCUGCAGUCGCAAGACUUCCGUCAGUGUCGUCUGAAUGAACUGAAGGCACUCAAGAAGAAGCACGAAGCCUUUGAGUCAGAUCUGGCAGCACAUCAGGAUCGUGUUGAGCAAAUUGCAGCCAUUGCUCAGGAACUCAAUACGCUGGAAUAUCAUGAUUGUCUGUCAGUUAAUGCUCGCUGCCAGCGCAUCUGCGAUCAGUGGGAUCGUCUUGGGGCGCUGACACAGCGUCGUCGGCAGGCGUUGGAUGAGGCUGAGCGUAUUCUGGAGAAGAUCGAUAUCCUGCAUCUGGAAUUUGCCAAGCGUGCAGCACCGUUCAACAAUUGGCUGGAUGGAACUCGUGAGGAUCUUGUGGAUAUGUUCAUUGUGCACACGAUGGAGGAGAUCCAGGGUCUGAUCCAGGCACACGAUCAGUUCAAGGCGACUCUCGGGGAGGCCGAUAAGGAGUACAAUCUGAUUGUUGGGCUUGUGCGUGAGGUGGAGGCCAUUGUGAAGCAACAUCAAAUCCCUGGAGGUCUGGAGAAUCCCUACACUACGCUAACAGCGGGAGAUUUGACGAGGAAGUGGGGAGAUGUUCGUGGACUGGUGCCACAGCGUGAUCAAACAUUGGCCAAUGAGUUGCGCAAGCAGCAGAAUAAUGAGAUGCUGCGCCGACAGUUUGCCGAGAAGGCCAAUGCUGUUGGUCCAUGGAUUGAACGCCAGAUGGAUGCUGUAACGGCCAUCGGUAUGGGUCUCCAGGGCUCCUUGGAGGAUCAGCUGCAUCGCCUGCGGGAGUACGAACAGGCUGUCUAUGCGUACAAGCCACACAUUGAGGAACUGGAGAAGAUCCAUCAGGCCGUACAGGAGUCCAUGAUCUUCGAGAAUCGCUACACUCACUACACCAUGGAGACACUGCGCGUGGGCUGGGAACAGCUACUGACCUCAAUCAAUCGCAAUAUCAAUGAGGUGGAGAAUCAGAUUCUGACACGAGACUCCAAGGGUAUCACGCAAGAGCAACUCAAUGAGUUCCGUUCAAGUUUCAAUCACUUCGACAAGAAUCGCUCAUGUCGCCUGGCUCCGGAUGAGUUCAAGUCGUGCCUGGUGUCUCUUGGAUACUCCAUUGGCAAGGAUAGGCAGGGUGAGAUGGACUUCCAACGCAUAAUGGCCGUUGUUGAUCCAAACAGCACUGGAUAUGUUCACUUUGACGCCUUCCUCGACUUUAUGACACGCGAAUCCACGGACACAGACACGGCAGAGCAGGUGAUAGACUCCUUCAGGAUUCUAGCAUCCGACAAGCCGUACAUCCUGCCCGAUGAGCUGCGACGUGAAUUGCCACCGGAUCAGGCUGAGUACUGUAUUCAGCGCAUGCCACCCUUCAAGGGGCCAGGUGCCGUUCCCGGAGCCCUCGACUACAUGUCCUUCAGCACGGCCCUCUACGGCGAGAGUGACUUGUAGACGGAGACUCUCCAGUGUCCAUCAAAAAUGUAACUGUCCAUUGCUGCCCUUCGUCAUCAGGCAAGCUCAAAAGGAGGAACAUACCCCCGCUCUUCCGGUGAGAGGACUUUCUUUCGCAUUCACUCGUUGCUGUGGACUGCGGGGGUGGGCUUCCUAAAGAUUUUACUUGCGCAACUUUAUAACAAAAAAAAACGAAUAUUCAGUGGGGAGAAAACAAGGAGAGUCUCAAUCUGCAGAUAAAAUUUUGUGUCAUUUUUUUUCUUCAUUCUUCUUUUCUUUGUUGUUGCAUGAAGAUGUGUUUUUUUCUCCAAUAGAGUGGAGAGUAAGAGAGAGAGAGAGGUAUCACAGGGAAUUGUGGGAGAAUCACAGCAAAAAAAAACUGAUAAAAAAUAUUGAAAGAUAAAAUCUAGAGCGAGAAUAGAAAUACAGUAAAUAAUUAGUGUCUCUAUUGAGAAAUUGUCUCUUUUAAAAUCCUCUAUUUCUUUAUUUUUGUCUGGUUUAACCAUCAUUUUCAGUUGAUUUUUUCGCGGGUAGACAAGAAUCAAUGGCUCUACCUGUCCUAUAAAUCUAAUGUGUACGAGAAAGAGGAGAGGAAUCCUGUGUAAUUUUUUUGUGUAAAAAGUACCAUUUUAUUGCUUCUGAGAGAUGUUUUUUUUUUCUUCCUUAAACUCUUCAAUGGCUUCAACAACUAGAAUUUACUUAAGAAGUUCUAUAUAGUUUUGAGACAUCUUUAUUACAGUAAAACAGAAAUAAAGAGAAAUAAUAUAAAAAAAAAUAAAGAGAAAAGAUACGAUAAUAAUGAUUAUACAACUUAUAUACAAUAUUUAAAAUUAGUAAAGAAGAAAUUUAAUAAAAUCCUCCAGUGAUUUUCUUUCAA